Messenger RNA from Sipha flava (yellow sugarcane aphid), 3815 nucleotides. RefSeq names its product run domain Beclin-1-interacting and cysteine-rich domain-containing protein (gene Rubicon). The transcript is spliced from 12 exons. Lineage: Eukaryota; Metazoa; Arthropoda; Insecta; Hemiptera; Aphididae. The record is from RefSeq and is a predicted model, not a curated record. The coding region runs from base 1236 to 3815 and encodes 859 amino acids. Gene Ontology annotation, cellular component: intracellular membrane-bounded organelle. Gene Ontology annotation, molecular function: phosphatidylinositol phosphate binding.
UCGUACCGAUUACCAGUGAAUAAUAAUUAUCCCAGCGAUAAGCGUCGGAUCAAUGCAGAUCGAUUAUGCAAAAUUCAAAAUAGUACAUUUGUACAACGAAUCCGUACAUAUUAACUGUUUUAUCGACAGCAGACGGUCACGAGGACCAAACGGAGUGUUAAUUUUUUUUUUUUAUUAAAUUUUUCAUUCGGUUAACCGAAAAACAUGAUUUCACGAACGUGUAGGUGUUUCCCACGUUCAGUGCGAUAAUCGUUACAACGCAUUGUUGCGAAAUUCCACGCCAACGCGUCUUAACUGCGCUGCAAUUUUGUCGACCGACAUUUCCAUACGGUUAGUUAGUUUAAGUAUGCGCGUAAAAAGUGUCCGAAAUGUCAGUGUCGAUUUCGAUUAGCCCAUGUGUUCACCGUUUGAAGUGGUGAAUUAAAAUUGAUUAAUAACUCGAUUUAUUUUGUCUUGCGGGCAGUGCUGGUGCAAGUUUGCGAGGCCCUGGGUAAAAUAAAUUUUGAGUCUUAUAAUUUCUGUUGAUAAAAUAUUUUAAGUUCAAUUAAAUCAGAACCGGGGGGCCCUGGGCAACUGCCCCUAUUGCCUAUUUGCUCCUCCCCUCGCGCUGUCAAUGUUUGCGGGACGUCGAAUUCCAUUUUCGGAUUGUCUUCAACAGAAGAUCCGGCGAAUGAAUAGUGUUCAACGUGUUCGCUGAAAUACGAAAAAUCGAAUGUGAUUCAUCAACGGUACCCAAUGACGUUCGCCCGAACAUCCGAUGCAAACGGAUGCACGCGAAUGCACCACGUAUAAAUUGCCUACACGGCUAAUGGACUCGUUACUGCGUCGCCGAGACGACAUAGCCGUCCGUAUUAUUUCGUUGAUAACAUUACCGUAUUAUCAGUUUCAUUUGUUUUAUUUUUAUUUAUUAUUAUUUUUUUUUUUAUUUGUUCGCUUCAAUUACAUCGCAACUAUUAUAAUUUUGUCGCGAAAAUCAAGAAUUAUGAACAUUUUAUAUUUUUCUACCACGACUGCGGGUUAUUUUGAACAGCCGGUGUGUAAUAUUUUGUUUCGUUCGUACCGCUCCACGUCGUUUUUUUUCGUUUUUUAACUCGUUCGCCCGAACAAUAUUUAUAUUUUUAAUGUACCCGUACAUGAUAUUAAUCCGUACAUUUAUGUCGCUCAAUCCUCAUUCGUUACAUUAUAGUCACGGGCUGAUGUAUAAUAGUAAUAACCAUUGUUUAUUGUUCGAAUAGAUGGAAGAACUGCCUGCCCUCUUGGACAGAUUGAAAUCGACUGUAGAAUGUUUGUCAAUGUCCAGUCGAACCAGUACCUGGGAGGUGUGCGGUGGCUUAGAUCGCCUUCAUUCAAUCAUGAUGACUAUCUUCAGGCAUGGAUGUUUGUCAUUAAAUUCAAAUAAUAAAGAUGCAGUUUGGAAUUUUAUUCAAGGAAUAAAUUGGUUACACCCAAGAAUAGCAUCAUUAUGUACAUUCUUUGAAAAUUCCUGCCCAAAAAAUGAACAUUUGGACAAAUCAUCAUUAUGGAUUUAUAAAAGCCUAGAAAAUCAUACGUUGUCCGAAAAACUUGGAUGGUUGUUAUCUGAUAAAGAUCAUCUUUAUAAGUGUUAUAAACCAGAAGCUUUUUUAUGUCAAAAAGCAUACAGUGAUGCUGCCUUGUUGUGUCUUAAAGUUGUUGAGCUAAAUCAACCUUCUUUACUUUUGGAAAUCGAUCCAAAACUAUAUUUGAAUUAUUCAUCUAAAAAUGAACAUUGUUCUACUCUACCAAAAUCAUCGUACAAACAAACACAUGAUGAGUAUUUUGAACAAUUCUGUACACUGAAAAAUCCUUUAAAGCAUACUUCAGUUCAAAUUAAUGAUACAAAUACAGAACAUCAUAACAAUUUACCAAGUUGUAAGAUUAAGCACUUAUCUUUAAAACAGUAUCACAAAAGUUGGCCAGAUCUGCACAAAAUGUUAGAUCGACCAAAACUAAGGCGAUCUUUUAGUUAUGACACCUUUCAAGCAUCAGACAAUAAACUAGAUUUUUUAAACCUGGCCGAUUCUGAUAUUUCAACUCCUAAGUUAUUAGAUGUAAAUUAUGAACAACUUCUAAAUGAAAAUGUUGAUUCAAAUAAACAUCAGUUAUUGAAAGAAAAAAUAUUUUAUAAUCACAGUAAUUUAUCCAAACGAAUAAAACGACAAUCAAAAUUGAUAAGACUGCCAUCAAAAAUACUAGAAGAAUCUGAUGAUGACACCCGAAGUAAUAUUUCGGAUGGAACUAGAACAUUAAUACCUUAUGAUGAAUUUCCACCUUCGAAGUACACUGGAACACCUGGAUUAAUUAAUUCAUAUUUUCCCGGUCAAGAUUUAUUCAAAUUUUUGUCUUCAGGACAAUUUGUUCAAGCUAAUGCUGAACUUGAUCGUGAAAACGCACAUUUCAAAAUUUCUGAAGCAAUUAUUGGAACUAUUGAACAAAUCAAAUGCAAUCAAAAGUUGAAUUUUACCGACGAAAUAAUCGAAGAGAGCGACGAAGAAAUAAAUCGAUUGAAAAAAAGGAUUCGUUGUCGGCGUAGACAAAAACUAGAAGUCGACCAACCAAGGACCACUGGCACGUCGUCUUCCGAUUGCAUGACCGAAUCUACCGAUCACACGAUGAGCUCCCUGACGUCCUCUUACUGCUCGACCACCUCCAGCAUGUCGACCACGGACGACAUGGACGAGUUUGACUUGGACAACGAGAGCUACGGUUCAUCGAGGUUUUCCGCGUGCAGCUCGUCCACGAGCUCCCUGUACUCGAACGUGGACCGAAUGCGAUCGGCCAGCUCAUGCUCGUCCGUGGUCACCGCGGAAAGCGUCGCGCGCUCGUUGAUCCGUCAGAUUAGCCACAAGAACAAUUGGCCUGUCGAUGUCAACGUCCAGUGGUUGAUAUCGGAACGCGAUGCACCCCAACAGAUUUUGCCAUUGCCGUCGAGUUGGCCCGUCAACCCUCACGAACCCGAAGAUCUGAAAAGUUCCUCCAGACUAAGAGGAACAAAUGAUUGGGCACCACCGCGGCCUCAAAUUAUAUUCACUUGUCAUCCAUCUCCCAUUAGAAAAAACCUAAUGGAACAGCAAGGUUAUAAGUGCGCUGGCUGUGGUACAAAAGUGGCGGUGAAGUACGCUUCGAAGUUCCGCUAUUGCUUUUACUUGGGUCGGUAUUUUUGCACCGGGUGCCACGUGAACAAGACCGCCGUCAUACCCGGCCGGAUAAUUGCUAAAUGGGACUUUUCAAAGUACCCAGUGUCAUGUUUCUCGUUCGCUCUACUCGAGCAAAUGUUAUUCGACCCUUUGUUCAACAUAGCCGACCUGAACAGCGUGCUGUACAAACGCGCUAGGGGCCUGGACAGGGUGCGAUUGUACCGGUUGCAGUUGUACUACAUCAAAGAUUUCAUCUUCUCGUGCAGAUACGCGGAUAGGUUAAAAGAACCAUUGGACACCAUGGAAGCUCAUAUAAUACUGAAGCCCGACUUGUUUUCCAUUCAGAACAUGCUGGAUGUGAAAAGUGGAGAACUGGGGAAAAAAUUGCAAUCCUUGAUCAUCAGCUGUAACAAGCACAUCGUGAAUUGUCAGUUGUGCCGCGCGAGAGGGUUUGUCUGCGAGAUGUGCAACAAGAACGAAGUACUGUUCCCCUGGGACUUUGGGACCGUGACGCGGUGCGUGGACUGCGGAUCGUGUUACCACAAAAAGUGUUACCACUCGCGAGGCGUGCCCGCGUGCCCCAGAUGCCCCAGGAUCGUGGCCAUGUUCAACAGGACCAACAAUCAAAACGACCGACAGGAUUCCGUCGUACAAUCGUAA